Abrus precatorius (Indian licorice) is the source of this 1364-nucleotide messenger RNA. RefSeq lists its product as uncharacterized. The record is from RefSeq and is a predicted model, not a curated record. Gene Ontology annotation, biological process: regulation of DNA-templated transcription. NCBI's taxonomy places the organism in Eukaryota, Viridiplantae, Streptophyta, Magnoliopsida, Fabales, Fabaceae. Gene Ontology annotation, cellular component: DRM complex. The coding region runs from base 165 to 1061 and encodes 298 amino acids. The transcript is spliced from 4 exons.
GUUAAUUUAGGAUUUGGCUAUAAAUAUAAGUAAAAGUAGCGUGAGAGGAAGUGACGGAGGUCAACUUGUUCUAAUCUCUUCCUUUUGUUCAAUCAUUUAUCCUCGCCGUCACUUCCACCGUCGCUGGCGUCAUGUUCUAGAAGACUUCUAUUUCUCAGCUGGAUAUGAUUCAACAAGGUAUAGAUUCUAAAUUUUGUGAGCAUAGUCUGAGCAAUUUUAAAAUGGACUUGCCUAAUCGUGAUAAACAACUGACUGUUGCUGUGAAGAAGACAGCAUUGAGAGAUGUGCAGAAUGAUAAUAAAAUUGUGGUGCCAACUGCUGUUGGAAGCUCUUCAUUUUUAAAGGAUAAGGAUCCUGGUAUUGAUUCUAAUAAAGUUUCUGGCACCAAGAGACCCUCAUCUGACUACCCAGUGAAUCACCAUCUCCAACAAUCUCCAAGCAGUAAUGCUGCUAAUGGACAUCUUGUGUAUGUACGUAGAAAAUCAGAAGCAGAAUUGGGAAAGAGCACUGCUUUUGAAAAUCCAAGUAUUAAUGCUUAUUGUCCACAUUCCAGGCAACUUUGCUGUGAAGAGCAGACUGCUCAACCAAAAUCUCAGAUAGGGGAACCACCUCAGAUAAAGGAACCAAAGGUUUCUAGUUUUCCUGCAUUUUCACCUUUUCCUCUAGCUUCUUCAAUGAACUCAUCUGGAAAGCCUUCAGUUUCUAUUUCUCUUGGGAAGUCUGCCACAAAGUUAGCACAAGUUGAGUCCAGUUAUGUGAUAGCUUCUUCUGGCCCUACUACCAUUGGUAAUCCAAAGGGAUUAAAAAAUUUGCACUGGGAGGAACGAUACCAACAAAUGCAGAUGUUUUUGAGGAAAUUGGACCAAUCAGAUCAAGAAGAUUAUAUCCAAAUGCUUCAAUCCCUGUCCUCGGUUGAACUUAGCAAACAAGCUGUUGAGUUAGAGAGGAGAUCAAUUCAGCUUUCAUUGGAGGAAGCUAAAGAAUUGCAGCGUGUUGCUGUUUUAAAUGUUUUGGGAAAAUCAGUGAAGAAGUUCAAAGUGCCAGCAGACCAUGACGAAUAAUCAGACAAGUUGAAGACAUCAACAUUAUCUUCCUGCCCUUUCGUCUGCAGUAAAUUUCCACAGGCAGUUAAAUUUUUCUGAUUGUUUAUUGUGGCUAGUGUUUAUGCUGAUUGCUUUAUAAUGUUCUGGUUGACUAAGAAAGUGUCUAACACCUCUAUGUUUAUGAAAAUAAAAAACGGGGAUUAAUUGCCACCUAUGCUUUUUGUAGGCUACCCUUGUUUCUUUCUGACCAUCCUUGCAGUUCAUCAGGAAUUGCAUUCUCUGUAUAUAUGGAAAUAUUGGGUCCUUACCGCAGGAUGCAGU